Adineta steineri is the source of this 645-nucleotide messenger RNA. The record is from the annotation of a GenBank genome assembly. NCBI's taxonomy places the organism in Eukaryota, Metazoa, Rotifera, Eurotatoria, Adinetida, Adinetidae.
AUGGGAAAUAAAGCAAGUGGUAAAGGAAAAAAAAAUUCAAUUACAUUAUCGGCUGAGGAUUUGAACAUAUUAAAAGCUAAUACACAUUAUACAGAAGAAGAAAUUCAAGCAUGGCAUUCUGGUUUUCUUAAAGAUUGUCCGAUGGGUAAACUUGAUAAAAAACAAUUCCUUGCUGUGUACAGAAGAUUUUAUCCAGAAGGUAAAGCGGAUACAUAUUGUAAUUUUGUAUUUAAAGCAUUCGAUACAGACAAUAAUAAUUGGAUUGAUUUUACAGAAUUUUUAUUAGCUGUGGGUGUAUCACAACAUGGAAAUCUUGAAGAGAAAUUAAAAAUGGCUUUUGAUAUUUAUGAUCAGAAUAAAGAUGGACAAAUUAAUCGAAAGGAUAUGAUACAAAUAAUUGAAGCAAUGUAUGAUUUAGCUAAUGAAGAAGAUCGUACUGGUGAAAAAUCACCAGAUAAACGUGUUGAUCUAAUUAUGCAACGAUUAAAUAAAGAUAAAGAUGAUAUUGUUAUUCGAGAUGAAUUCAUUCAAGGAUGUCUUCGAGAUGAAUUAUUACGUAAAAUUCUUGCUCCAAAUACAGCGAUUGCAUCAGAAAAUUCAGAAACAAAUGCAACAACAUUGAAUGAAGAAAAUGAACAUAUUUAA